AUGGCGACACCCGUGCCAACAGUUGGCACGCCUUACGGAGAAGAAAUUCAACCCUACAAAAUUCACGUUUCGAGUAGAUAUCUCGACCUCACACGCCAGAAACUAGAACUUACACGACUGCCUCAUGAGAACUCGGAUCCCCAGUCUAAGCACUGGUGGGAGCCGAAACCCAUUGUAGAACCACUCAUCGACUUUUGGCUUGAGCGGUAUUCGUGGCGAGAGGAAGAAGCCAGACUCAAUGAGCUGGUGCCGCAGUUCAGGACGAGCCUGAUCGUGCCUGGCACGGACUCGGCCAUACGGUUACACUUCAUCCACGCCUCUUCGCCCCAUGCCAAUGCUGUUCCUUUACUUUUGAUACCACCUUUUCCUUUCACCAACCUUUCCUUGAGUCAUGUUAUACCCUUUUUCAACGACCCUGGCGAUGCUGGCGCGCAUCAGCCAUUCCACGUGGUGAUUCCCUCCUUACCAGGUAUCGGCUUCAGCGACCGAUUGCCCAACAAUACGCCCAUGAUCAGAGCGACCGCGGAUCUUUUCGACUCGCUGAUGCAUCGUCUCGGCUACAAACACUAUCUGGUGUCCAAUACGGGCCCCUCAUCAGAUUCACCAGCAAAGACGGACUGGAAACUGGCAAACUGCCUCGCUGAGCAGUUUCAAGGGUCGUGUCUUGGAGCGCACUUUGUCUCGCCCCCGUGGAAAGCACCCAAGCUUCAAGAGGCCCCUUUGGCGUGGACAAAGUGGAAAGUGGUGGGGCUCUUGAAGAGGCCGCAACUGGGCUAUUCUCAGGAGGACGUUGCAGCACUGCGCAACGAGCAGGUCUCGCAAGCGAGAAGAGCCCGCGAUGACCAGCUUCGACAGUAUGCGUUUGACGGGAAUGGAUUCCGGGAGCCCAACACCCUCUCUUACGCCCUUUGCGAUUCACCCACAGGUCUGCUGCUCUUCGUGCUCAUGAUCCUGCGGGUUCUCGGUGCCGACAAGGACUUUUCCUCGCAAGAGCUCAUCACCCUGACCGAGUUGACGUGGGUUCCGGGCCCCGAGUCGAUGAUGAGAUUCUGGGCAUACUCGGCGACGCAAAGUGAGGAGGAAAAGAGACCUGCAACCAGGCCCAAAGUCGCCGUGACCGUCUUUGCUGGCCUUGACGAAGAAUCUGGGGCCGAGCGCCCUCCUGAAACAGCUGUCCUGCCUCUGCCGGUCAACCACCCCUACGUAUGCCCGGUAUGGGGCAGGUCGAACUACGACGUCGUUGCGAAGCAGUGCGUGGCCGGCACGCCCGGCUUGAUCGCCUGGAAACGCCCCGAGGUUCUCGUCAGCGGCGUCAGGAGGUUGGCAGAGACGAUCCUGGCCAAGGACAAGAGGAUGCAAAUGGCCGAGCAGCCAGGCGCUGCCCUGCUGGGGCAGAUUGUCAUUGGAGGCUACGCGCACGCGCCAGCCGAUACAUCAGGCACGACCGUGCAGGGCACUGAAAGCCCUCCCGUGUCGUCGCCGAAGAAGAUUGCAUCUUCGCCCGACCAAUUUCUGCAGGUUCCUGGGCAAGAGGCCCAGCGGCGGACGUCCACGACGCAGCAACCGUUGCUGUCGAGUGGGAGUGGGAGUGGGAGUGUGACAGAGACGAUAAGCGAGGACGAAAAUGGUCAGGAGCACGACUCGAGCCCGGACACAGUCAUUGCGGUGGGCGCAAGAGAUAUGGCGGUAACCGCGUCCCAGCCGAGGACGACUGCUGCACACCUUCCAGCUACCGCCGCCAUGGCGAACCGGUACGGCGCAACAUCACGCAAUGGCAAUGGCAACGGUUAUGGCGGCCUCGGAAGAUCAAACGAAGACUACGACCCGUACGGUGAUGGUUACGACAACGACCGCUAUGGCACGCCGCCCCAAUCUAGCUCGAGAGCUCCUCCUCCUCCACAGCCCCAACAGUCGCAACUACCUGCUGUCCGUAACAUGCCAUCGCGCCAGCGCAUGCGAUCCGAGACGAACGCCGAGCAGCAAAUCACACAGGUCCUCGAGCACAUAAAACUGGAGUGGCCUGCCAUGUACGAAAGCGACUGCGUCCCUGUUCAGCUUGCCCUGCAGCUUCUCGACAACAGCUCCGUUGGCAGAGCCCACGAAUACCGCAAGUUCCAGGAUACACACAACUAUCUGCAAGAGUCGCUCAAGAACAUUGUCCACGAGCAUCACCAGGGCUUCAAUAGUUCUAUUGGUACUUUCCACAAGAUCCAAAGCAGCAUACACACUUCGCAAAAGCGUGUUCGAACACUGAAAGAAUCGCUCGCUAGCUCAAAGACGAGCUUGUGUACGACGGACCCGGAGCUCAAGAAGCUGUCCAAAGCGUCGCAGAUCUACGACGGGCAGCUACAGGUGCUGAACGAGCUCGACGAUCUCCGCGCCGUGCCCGACCAGCUGGAGGCUCGCAUAUCCGAAAAGAGGUUCAUCACCGCUGUCGAGGUGCUACAAAAUGCUCUGCGUAAACUCAGGAAACCUGAGCUGGACGAUAUCGGUGCUCUCAGUGAGCUGCGGAGCUACUUGUCGAACCAAGAAUCAGCCCUCAUGGACAUCCUUGUGGAAGAGCUGCACGAGCAUCUGUACCUCAAGUCGCCCUACUGUCAGGACAGAUGGCAGCACUUGUCCAAAACGCAGCGUUCCUCAAACGAGGGCUACGACGAUGGGAACGCCAUCACCCCCUUCUACAAUGUGCUUGACGCCAUGGACCCCGACAAGUCGGUGACAGAGGACCCCAUGAAGAAUCCCGAGGCCGACACAUUUUACUACGUCGGCCUCCUGGUGGAGGCUCUCAACAAGCUCGGAAGACUACAAAACGCUGUUGAGACCCUACAGCAACGCCUUCCUGUCGAGCUAUUCGGCGUUGUCAACGAGACCAUCAACGAAGUCGAUCAACGGCACCCCAGCUCAUUACGCGGCGGGACAGCCAAGGCCGACGGCCUCCACGUCUACAGUGCCCGCGAAACGCGAAUGCGCGCGGAUGUUAUAUACGAUCUGCUCUGGACCUUGUACGGCAAGUUUGAAGCCAUUAGUGAAGGCCACCGGGUGUUCCACGAGUCGAUCAAGGCAUUGAUUCGCCGGGAAGGCGCCGGCAACAACAUUGCACUCCUUGGCAGCUUCAAAGAGCUCUGGAAUCUCUAUCAGAAUGAGAUUCGCUCACUGCUCCACAAUUAUGUCACUACCGACGCUGAUGUCUAUCAAUUCGACUCUCCCUCCUCCAGUGCCAUGAACGGAAGGAAGGACGGGUCUCGCGAACACUUAUUCAAGUUCAAUGAGUUGGACGCCAAGUCGAUAGACAUGGUCACCGAGUAUGACGCUCUCGAAAGCAUCAUCCAAGCAACAGUGCCCGGCCUGACAAGCAGCUCGCGAAAGGCCGAAAUCAACAAGAAGAACCGUCUUGCCGUGGAUGAGAGCUCGAAGCGCGGUGGGACGGCGAUGAGCGGGAGCCAGCAACCAAGCGGGACACACAAAUCCUUGGUAGAGUCAAGCGUAUUCAACAUGAGUCUGCUGCUUCCCCCGACACUCAUCUUUCUGCAACGACUCAGAGGGAUCGUCCCGCCGGGCUCUGAUCUGGCCACCAGCACUCUCACCACAUUCCUGGACAAUUUCCUUGUCAAUGUGUUCCAACCGCAAUUGGACGAGACACUUGGAAAACUUAGUGAUGCCGUUUUCGGAGAAGCCGACGCUUUUGCCCAAGAUCCUCAUUGGCACAAGGUGGCGCGGAAGCCAAUCUUCAAAGGCACGACGGCGUUUUUUGAAGUUGUGACCGCGUUCUGCCGCAUGCUCGGAACCAUACCUCCCGACCAAGCCCUCAGUGCUUUGAUUGUGACCCAAAUGAUGCGAUACUAUGAUCGUUGCUUCAGCUGGUUCAAAUCACUCGUCACCAAGACCCAGGAACAGUCCGUAGGCAACGGUAACCUCCGAGCAGCUGCUCGAGCAGCUGUCGAGCCCGGCGAGCUGCACGAGGUGAUGCAACGGAUGUGGACUGCAGAAGCAUGGGACAAAGCGUUAGCAGACCAGGAAAUCCACCUUUUGAUCGAGCAAGCCAACGAGACAAAGCUGCAGAUGAACGACAUCAUCCAGGAUCGCGAAACCAUCACCUCGCUGUGCCUGUUGUACACCAGCAUGAAAUGGCUGGCCAGCAAGAUCUCUAGCCUGCGUCACAUCACCGCGCAUGAGACCGAUUCAUCAAGACACAAUCUACCCCGCGAUGCAAACCGAAGAUGGACUCUACUCAACGACCCUGACAGGGCUACGGCGGAUCAGGGGCUCGUACAGCUACCCCUGACCGCAGAGACUGUCCAGGCAUUUGACAGCAUCGUGUCGUCCUUUGAAGAGCUCGCGGGAACUGCCCUCCUGACAUUACACAUGGAGAUUCGAUGCAGGAUCGUCCAUUCCCUCCACAUUGCCUUGUCCCCAGAUGUCGCGCCAUAUCUGCUUGAUCAAGAAGUCAACGAGCCAGAUCCGCACAUUCUGAGUCUGAACUCGGAGCUUAUACUUUUCGACGAGACUGUUGCAAGACACUUGCGAGAGAAAGAGACGGAUUUUAUCCGCACUGGUCUGGGACGGCUGGUCAACUGUUAUCUGGUGAACAACGCGUGGAUGGCCUCGCCCAUGAAUGCGAACGGUUCGGGACGCAUGCAGCUCAACAUCCUUGUGCUGCAGCAAAACCUCAAGAACAUAGAGCAGGGCGUCGACCUCGCCCGCGCGGCCAAUUACUAUGCGCUCUUCGACAAGGGUGUCGACGACAUUAUUGAAGAAGCGAGACGGAACAAGGAGCGCCAACAAGCCGGAGGUGAUCCAAAUGAUCCCAACAACUUCUCAUACAACGAGUUGAAGGCUCUCAUCGAGCUUUGCUUCAGCGAACAGAUGGCGAAUCCGGAGAGAGGCAUUGCCAGUGCAGGUAGACGCGCCAUGGACGAGAAGCUUCAGAAGCUGAGUGAGCAUAUGUGGGAUGCCUGA
Emericellopsis atlantica is the source of this 4956-nucleotide messenger RNA. RefSeq lists its product as uncharacterized. The transcript is spliced from 5 exons. The coding region runs from base 1 to 4956 and encodes 1651 amino acids. Lineage: Eukaryota; Fungi; Ascomycota; Sordariomycetes; Hypocreales; Bionectriaceae. The record is from RefSeq and is a predicted model, not a curated record. Gene Ontology annotation, biological process: Golgi to plasma membrane transport; exocytosis. Gene Ontology annotation, cellular component: exocyst.